CUUUAUCACAGGAUAUAAGUUUGUUUUGUUGAAUUGAAAUCUAAUUCCUUGAAGUCUAGGAAAAUGGUGCAAGUUAAUGCGAAUUGUUGAAGACAUGAAAAAUGAAGGUUAAAACUGUUUUUUCCAUAAUGGGCAAUUCAGAAAAAGUGUUUUAGUUCUCUUUCUGACAAAAUACCAAGUGAGAAACCAAAUUCAGUCUUGAACCGACCGCCCACAUCAAAUAAAUUCACUUACACCAACGAAGUGACCAACGAGGACUCGUUGACCUUGAAACCAACCACCAAUUUCGAAACCAUAGAAGUCGGCAAGACCACUACCCCUCAAUCUAACGACUCCAGUCCUGCAAUACUACCCCCCUUCAUCGUAGUUUCCAAUAAAAGCAGCAGUAUUGGAGACCAGAACACCCCACGGCUACCCCCCACAGUCUUCGAUAAACCAACAGGAGAAAGGGCGCCAUUCAUACCAAUUUUACCGCCACCAAUGGAAUCUUCGACAGGUGGUCUCAUUGCUUCGACUCCAUCAAAAAUUCCUCACACUCUGGCACCUAGGGCCAUGACACCAACAUCUGGGAACUUAACGCCUGUAGAAUAUGGAGCUGUAGGGGUCGGAUGUGUCUUGAUUUUCGCACUCAUAGCUUACAUCUAUCAGAAAUACAAACAGUACACAACAAGCAGCGCUGGGGGCUCGUAUUCUCCAAUGACACAACAUAGGAAUGCACCAGGUCGAAAGAAAUCCAACAGAAGCGAGGGAGGACAUUCAACCAACGAAGAUGGCGCAACAGGGAUCGAAAUGAAUGCAAUCAAUUCCGACAUGGUGGUCGUGGAGCUGGCCACAGAGGUCAAAACGGUCGAAGAGGUCGUGGAGACUCCAAUAACCAAAACGAUCGUGAAUGGUCUUCAGAAAUCGUCAUCAGCUGAAAAUCACGAUACAAAACAGUCAAGCUCGUCCACCCCAGAUACCAUCGAAGUAAUUUCGGAGGUUCAUAAACCUAAAUCUAUGGAAAAACCUCCAAGGAAGUCCAGGACACCAAACAGUUCACCAGAAAAAUUCACAUCGGACAAAACUUCAGCCUCAAAUUUAAAUGAAGAUUCACUCAAAACUGUCACUCAUGCCAUCGGUGGCAUACUCAGAAGCCAAGUUCCCGACGAAACAGAAAACCAAACAUGUGGUCAGCAAUCUAACGAAGAAGACAGUAGUGGAGAUUCUGAUGAAAAGGGUGUGAGUUUGAUAGGAAAAUUAGUCCCUACAAAUUCUACAGGAAACAAUGACCAAAAUAUAAACUCAGAAGAUGUUGAAACUGAAAACAAUACACCAGAACAAGAGGUGACAUCUGAUGGCGAACCCUUAUACAGAAGCCUCGAGAGAGAAGUAGACGCGGGUAGCGAAUAUUUUUCAGCGGAUGAACAUUCCGAUGCCAAGAACUCACCUCCAAGGUCACCACUACUAAAAAAAGGAUUCGAAGACAUCUCUACUAGAAACCUGAGAGCUGAGGAUGUUUAUAACACCGAGAUCAUAACGGAAGAUGGAAGAAGAAGAUCGAUCGAAGAAGAUAUCGCUGAGUCUAUUGAAGAAAAGAAAGAUGAUCAGUUUUCAUCAGACACAAUCGAAGGUAUACCAUCAUCAAAUGAAGCUGAAAUUGAAGAUUGCUCAAAUGAAUCUACGCAGCCAAGUGCUCCUAUACUAUCGCAGGAAAUUUGCUCAGACUUUACUGAAAAUGACUGCAGUAGGAGUGAAACUGAUCAAAUCGGCAUACCAAAAGAAAUCCACAUAAAAAACUUGAUAAACACUGAAAAAACAAACAACCAGCGUUACGUAAAAGAAGAAGCUGAGAUGAUAAUAGAUGAUAUCUUGAAAACAUCGCAACUAGACGCACUGACAAUCCAGUCAAUAAAGCAAGAUUUAGGCGACUCUGAGUCUGGAAAGCAAAGAGUGAAGUGGUCAAACAAUUUAGAAAAUAUCAGCUAUGUUUCUUCGAUCAUCGACAAUGAAACUCAAGACCAACCCAAGAAAAAGGCGAGUUGUGACUUGGAUUCAUUCACUUGGACAGAAAUACCAACUGAUAAGACUGAUGAAACCUUAGAUCUGGAACCUUCCGAAGAGGAUGAUGAAAAAGUCCAGAUUCAAGAAUCUUCGAUGCUAUAUAUUCCGGAAGAUUCAAGCAACCUCACGAAGGAAGAUUCAAGAAAUUCCCAACUGGUUGAUGAGAGUUUGGAUAAUGAUAAGACCAAUGUUGUCGAGGAUCACGAAGAAGAAGCAUUUCCAACAACACCAGAUGAAGUCAAUGCACAGAUUUUCGACGCAGACUCACUGUCGGAAGAAAAUUCAUCUUAUUAUGCCCAGAAAAUCAAUUCACCAAACCCCUCACCGUCUUCAACAAACGAAGAUUCGUUUGUGGCCACUGAUCAAAAUAUUGGUUCAAUCGAUGAGGGAUUCCCUAUGGAACACAGAUUCGAAUUCAUUCCUCCAAGACAACCACAAAUAUUCGAAGACGAUCUGAUUGUGUUCUCCAACUCUGACCAAGAAUCCAUUUCACCACUGUCCAAUUCCACCGCCGAAUUUAAUGCCGCAAAUGAGGAACACCUCAUCGCUAUGAGCAAUGAAAAUUACCAACUUAAUAUUGAUCCGACCAAUGCAAGUAACGACAUUUCCGAAGAAAUUACCCCAACGGUUGAAGAAAACGUGGGGAAUCGUACCAAAUGGUAUGUGCCUGACGAUGAAAUCUCUGAACUAGAUCUCAAAAUUGAGGCAGAUAAACCUGGCGGAGGUCUGUACAUUGUACUGAGCGAAGAAGAACCAAAACUUGCACCAGUAGAAAACGUGGCAACACCAACAAACUCACGUGAGACAAGUGAACAAAACAUUUUCGAACCUCCCAGAAAACCCAAGAAUGAGAUUAAGAAUUUCUCCAACAUCUCCUACGCCUUCAUAGAGGUAAAUGACGAUCCUAGGAACGAAGGAUGGCCAGAGCAUCUUCCAAAAAAUAUACACUCAAUUUCAGGUGUUGGACUUGUCAAAACUGCUGACAAUGGAUCGUUGUUGCAUAAUCCCUUGAAGGAGGAAGAACCAGAAGUUAUACCAUCGACUUCGGGGUAUAAAAACGACGCCAUUACCCCAGAUAGCCAACCAAAUACCUCUGAAACUGAAACCACCACUACCCCAGCCCAAAAACCCAUCCCUAAAUUCAUCAUACCAAAUAUGGACGGAAGAUUAUCGAGGAAAAAAGCAUCGAGGAGAAGACAGAUAAAGUCGUUAGACUCAGGUGUCCAUCAUUAUUACGGUGAAUACUUGAGUCUUGCCGAACUACCUGAAAUUGACCAUGAAAAUGAGAAGAAUGAAAUUGAGGUGAAGCAAGAGACAGGGGUGAUUGAGGAUGUGUUAACUAUAAAACCAGAUGGGACAAUAACUCAAGAAACAAUUGUCAUCCCUAAUUCUAAUUGAAUGAUGAUAUUAGUAUAGGAGUUUCUAGUUUAGUUCAAUGUUGUGUAUUUACAUGAUAGCUUGAUAUAAUAAUAUGUUCAUUUUGUAGAAUGUUGAUAUGCAAGUUUCUUAAAAUUAAAUCUAAGGUAUAUUAAAGGACUCCAAGGACAUUAUUCGAUGUAUCUGAAUCCAUUGACUGAUUAUUCAUGAUUUUUCUUGUAGAAUAUUCCACAUCAAAGCAAAUGAUAAAUAUUUUGAAUUCAAAUAUAUUUUUUCCUAAUUUCCAAA
Molecule: messenger RNA, 3705 nt
Organism: Coccinella septempunctata (seven-spotted ladybird)
Lineage: Eukaryota; Metazoa; Arthropoda; Insecta; Coleoptera; Coccinellidae
Exons: 2
Coding region: 481-3438 (985 amino acids)
Source: RefSeq, a predicted model, not a curated record